Microthlaspi erraticum is the source of this 1095-nucleotide messenger RNA. The record is from the annotation of a GenBank genome assembly. Lineage: Eukaryota; Viridiplantae; Streptophyta; Magnoliopsida; Brassicales; Brassicaceae.
AUGGAGAAGGUGAACAUCGAGCCAUGUGUGAAGAUGGACACCCAAACCCUUGAUCUUCUCAAGAUAAGAGAUGAUGUCACAUGGUACAUAAGGAAGCUAGGCUUGAGCAAGCUCUUCAAGCUAGAAUGUAGUGAGUACUCACAACUCACCAAGGAGUUCCUCUCCACAGUAGCUCUUGCCUUUCCCAACCACAAUGGAGACCAACCAGCUGGUGAUGGACUCCUACUCUUCAAGAUAGGCGAUGCCAAUGGGCGCAUCUCAUCUCAGCUCUAUGCCAACUCUUUGGACUUCCCAAUGAGACAGCACAUGACUUCAAGGAGAACUCAAAGAGGAAACAAGCUGCCUUUGCUGAUUGGACACACUUUGCCAAUGAACCAUUCUUGCCUUCAAGGUCAAAGGUGUCUAGAAUCACUCAUCCAGCCAUUCGCUAUGUGCACCGCCUCAUCUCCACCACUUUCCAAUGCAAACAAGAAGCCAACAAGCUCAAGACUUGGAAGGCAACAAGAAGCUUUGUGUUCGUUUUGGGAGGCUUAUCACGGCCAUAGUACACAUGUGGGGAUUGACAUUCCCAACUAUGAGCCACUACCCAAGCCAACCCCUUUGGAUCUCCAUGCUCUUCAGCACAUCCACUUCCUAAACCGUUGGACUAAAGACCCAACUCGGUUUUGCUAUGAGUUUCCAAUUGGUCCAGCCAACACUUCCCUUGUCUUGCUGCCACAUGAAGACAUCCCAAGCCUACGCUCAGGAGUUGUCACUUUCCAGCCCAAUGAGGAAGACUUCUAUGUUCCAUCAACAUGCAGUCAAGACUCAACGCCGCUCCAAGAACGCCAUGUUCUCACUACUGGCAUGGCCGCGCAUCAAGCUCUAGACCGUGUUAACAAGCUGGAGAAGAUAGUGGAAUGCCAAUCUCGCUUCAUCUCACGCCUAGUCCGCGUAGUUCGCCACAUUGCACCGGAGAGACUCUUUCGCCCUUCUUCCACCGCUAGAGAGCCAUAUGAGCCUGACCUUGGUGAGUUCUCACUAGACUCAGAGCUUGGUUCAGAAGGCGAUGACCCCAUAGAUGAGGAAGAGAGUUCUUCUCACUGCCACACAUAG